This is a messenger RNA of Puccinia graminis f. sp. tritici CRL 75-36-700-3, 1887 nucleotides long. RefSeq lists its product as uncharacterized. The record is from RefSeq and is a predicted model, not a curated record. Bases 175 to 1887 code for a protein of 570 amino acids. The transcript has 9 exons. Lineage: Eukaryota; Fungi; Basidiomycota; Pucciniomycetes; Pucciniales; Pucciniaceae.
AAAGCAUCCAGCACUUUCUUGGAGCUCUCACUGAACCACCCGACUAAAAUCUCCUAAAAAAGAGUCCUUCCAUUGCAUAGUCAACACUACCAUUUUUUCUUAAAAAUAGAACCACACAAAAGAGCCUUUUCCUCAAAAAAACAAAAAACCACACCACAUCUCAAACCGACGACCAUGCCUGCAUUACCCUCAGAUUACUCUCUCUUUACCUCCGUCAGUGAUCAUGAUCAUAGUCUAUCCCAUAGGCUCACCGAUCACCUCAUUCCUCAGGCCUACUUCUACAAUCAUCCUGACCGCACUAAUACUCCUCCAGCUGAGAGUUUAAACCACCAAGAUCGAGCCUCUUUCGAUACCUGCUCACUUCUCAAACAACGAGACUCUUUCCAGCAGCCAGCUUCUGGCAUCUUGAGACAACCGGAAUCAUUCAGUCAGGGAAAAAAUAAUAAUACUUUGAAGAUAUCUGAGAGUGAUUUAAAAUCGAACACCACUCAUAAUAACUGUGAUAACCGAAUGACAGACGAAACUCUAGAACCUGUUCCAAGUCCUCAAGAAGAUUUCUACAAAGAUUUAGAUCAACUCGGAAUACUAGAUUAUUUACAAGAUUAUCCAGUCAGUUCAGACGACCAAUAUUUCGAUCAAUUCCAUGGCUUGGAUUGGUUAGAGUUACAAACCGAUCGACAAAAGCCCCUAGAGUUAUCAAGCUUUGAUCGAACUGAGACCGGACAAGCAAUCUUAAAAAACCCUUCUCUUACAAUUCAACAACAACAGCAGAUUCCUGAGACCGAAAACCCCCAAAGAGUGAUCUCUUGUUCAUCUUGCGGAGUCACCAAACCGCAGAUCGAACUCUCUCGCCUAUGGCCUUGCUGUCAUCCGCACUGUAACACUUGUAUAAACACUCUCAUCAAUGCCUCCUGUAAUGACCCUCCUCCUCCCCAGAUGGUCUGCUUCUUUUGUAGCCAACACGUCGACGGUUUUGAUCCUCCUAGCGCGUUCUUGAGUGCUCAUAAUACCCUCUUCGGUCGCGUUAAUCAUUCAACCGGCUUGCCACCUUUUCGGGGCAAUCAGAAGUUCUUCAGUUCCGGCUUGGAUAGAUUUGAAUCUGUUAACUACAAUGCGUCACCACCAAGCGAUCAAUCUGGACUUUGUACCGGGUCUUUCAGCUCCGUGUGGAGCCCCAACCCACAACUGAUCAAUGAAACCGACAAGCUGGUUUCGACGUUCAUGAGCGACGAUUCCAAUAUACCUCUUCAAAGCGGCCCAGGAAAUCCUUGUCCCUGGCCCAUCGUUCGCGUUGAUAACAUUUCGUGGAGUCUUACGGUCGCUGACAUAGUAUCAUGGCUACCAGGAGGGGUCGAAUGUCUCCCCCCACCUGAGCUUUGUCCAUUACCUAUUCACAUUCUUUGUACACCUACGGAUGGCAAGACUUUGAAUCAUUGCUUCAUCGAGACCCGUAACCUCACUGCUGCUCAUUUCAUCGUCCGACAUCGACAUGGUACUAAGAUUGGAAUUCGACCUUGCUCUGUUGUCUUGACAUCUUCUGCAGAACUUCAUUCCAAGAUCUUGGGCACUAAAGAGAAUGAAACAUCGCACGAUAUUAUGAAAACAGUCAGAUUGAUACUAAAGCUCUGUGCGCCCCAUUCGACAAGUUCGAUCAAAUCUCCCGAACGACCGUUCUACCAUUUGAUGUCGUUACUGUCGCAUUCUGUUCAUCUUUCCGAGGGAGGUAGCACCAAGGCAGAGGAUCCUGGUGAGAUCGAGGUGGUUGAGAAAUGGACUAACAUCCUUCAAAUCGCUCUCGAAAGCUUGUUCGGGUGGAAGAUCGAGAACAGUGAUUCAUUGAAUAUCUUACAUCUCAUGGUCAAUGUCGCAAUUGUCUCAUCCUGUUAG